Molecule: messenger RNA, 2949 nt
Organism: Striga hermonthica
Lineage: Eukaryota; Viridiplantae; Streptophyta; Magnoliopsida; Lamiales; Orobanchaceae
Source: the annotation of a GenBank genome assembly
AUGGAGUUGAGUACGUGGCUGGAGUCUAACUUAUCUAACAGCUUCGGGAUCCUCGACGAAAGGUGGGAGUGCUCCUUUGGUGUUAGCCUGUGGCGGCUGUGGCAAAGACGAAAUAACUAUAUUUUUAACGGCCUCGACCCUUUGGUGGCCAGGACAAUCCAUGAAGUUCGAUGUUACGUAGCCUCUCUUAAGCAUGCGGCGUCGAGCUGUGUGCGCCUUGGACAGGCGUCGGCGCUGCUGGCGGAUGAAGAUGUGGACGAGACGGCGGCGUCCUCUGCUGCCUCCAAGCGGACAUCCACUUUCCUCAAUGUUGUUGCUCUCGGGAACACUGGUGCAGGAAAGUCUGCAGUGCUGAAUAGUCUAAUUGGACAUCCUGCAUUGCCAACUGGGGAAGGUGGUGCAACCCGGGCUCCAAUAUGUAUUGACUUAGCAAGGGAUAGUUCGCUUAGUACCAAAUCCAUUAUUCUGCAAAUUGAUAGUAAAUCUCAGCCAGUAUCUGCAAGUGCUCUUCGACAUUCAUUACAAGAUAGGUUGAGCAAAAUAUCUGGGAAAAGUCGUGAUGAGAUAUAUUUGAAGCUUCGUACGAGUACAGCUCCACCAUUGAAACUAAUUGAUUUGCCUGGUGUUGAUAAGAGCAACCUUGACGAUUCCUUGAGUCAGUAUGCUGAACGUAGUGAUGCAAUAUUGCUCGUUGUAAUACCUGCCACUCAAGCUCCAGAGGUAGCUUCAGCCAAAGCCAUAAGAAUCGCCAAGGAACUUGAUGGAGAAAGUACAAGAACUGUUGGAGUAAUUAGCAAGAUAGAUCAAGCAUCUUCAGAACCGAAAGUCCUUGCUGCUGUGCAAGCUCUUUUGUUAAAUCAAGGACCUAGAAGUACAUCCGACAUUCCAUGGGUUGCUUUGAUUGGCCAGUCUGUCUCUAUAGCUUCUGCUCAAUCAGGGAGUGUUGGAGCUGAUAAUUCCUUGGAAACUGCUUGGCGAGCCGAGAGUGAGAGUUUAAAAUCUAUACUGACUGGAGCCCCUCAAAGCAAACUUGGGAGAUUAGCCUUGGUUGAGACCCUUGCUCAACAGAUUAGAAAUCGCAUGAAAAUUAGGCUGCCAAAUCUUCUUUCAGGGCUUCAGGGAAAGUCCCAGGUAGUGCAGGAUGAACUUUUCAGACUUGGGGAACAGAUGGUUCAGAGUUCUGAAGGUACCAGAGCUUUAGCCUUGGAACUUUGCCGUGAAUUUGAGGACAAGUUUCUCCAACACAUCACAACAGGAGAGGGAGGUGGGUGGAAAGUGGUUGCUAGUUUUGAAGGCAAUUUCCCCAAUAGGAUCAAGCAACUUCCUUUAGAUAGGCACUUCGACAUCAGUAAUGUUAAAAGGAUUGUGCUUGAAGCAGACGGCUAUCAACCUUAUCUUAUCUCUCCUGAAAAAGGGUUGAGAUCAUUAAUUAAGGGUGUUUUGGAGCUUGCAAAAGAACCUUCACGCCUCUGUGUGGAUGAGGUGCAUCGGGUUCUUGUCGAUAUUGUCUCAGCUGCUGCAAAUGCUACGGCAGGCCUUGGAAGAUACCCUCCUUUUAAAAGAGAGGUUGUGGCAAUUGCUACAGCUGCUUUGGAGGGCUUCAAGAAUGAAGCUAAAAACAUGGUAGUGGCACUCGUUGACAUGGAACGUGCAUUUGUUCCUCCACAACAUUUUAUACGUUUAGUGCAGAGGAGGAUGGAUAGACAACGGCGUGAAGAAGAGUUGAAGGGUCGAUCUUCCAAGAAGGCGCUUGAUGCAGAGCAGUCCAUUUUAAACAGGGCAACCAGUCCACAAACAGGAGGCCAACAAAGUGGAGUGAGCUUAAAAUCGUUGAAGGAUAACAAAUCCAAUCCGCAAGAUAAAGAUAAAGAUGCGCAAGAAGGAUCUGGACUUAAGAUUGCUGGACCAGAUGGAGAAAUAACAGCAGGCUUUUUGUUAAAGAAAAGUGCCAAAAAUAAUGGUUGGAGUAAAAGAUGGUUUGUGUUAAAUGAGAAAACCGGAAAGCUUGGUUAUACCAAGAAACAAGAAGAAAGGCAUUUUCAUGGCGUCAUCACUUUAGAGGAAUGUAAUCUGGAAGAAGUUUCUGAAGAAGAAGAAGCUCCUCCAAAGAGUUCUAAAGAUAAAAAGGCAAAUGGUCCUGAUGCAGCAAAAGCACCUAGUCUUGUUUUCAAGUUAACAAGCAGGGUUCAGUAUAAGACUGUCCUGAAAGCCCAUAGUGCUGUUCUUUUGAAGGCUGAGAGCAUGGCAGACAAGACAGAGUGGCUCAAUAAAUUAAGAAAUGUCAUCAGUGCCAAAGGAGGUCAAGUGAAGAGCGAGUCUGGUCCUCCAAUGCGGCAAAGUCAUUCUGAUGGUUCUCUUGAAACAAUGACCAGAAGACCUGUGGAUCCAGAAGAAGAGCUUAGAUGGAUGGCUCAGGAAGUGCGUGGUUAUGUUGAAGCUGUUCUUAACAGUCUUGCUGCCAAUGUCCCGAAGGCAGUUGUCUUAUGCCAAGUUGAGAAGGCGAAAGAAGACAUGCUCAAUAAGUUGUACAGUUCUAUCAGCGCACAAAGCAUGGCAAAGAUAGAAGAGCUCCUUCAGGAGGACCAGAAUGUGAAGCGGAGGAGAGAACGUUACCAGAAACAGUCCUCCCUUCUUUCCAAGCUGACAAGGCAACUUAGCAUCCAUGACAAUCGAGCUGCUGCAGCUUCCAGCUACUCCAAUGGUGUUGCGGAAAAUAGUCCAACCACUAUGGGUCCAUCGUCCGGGGACGAUUGGAGAUCUGCUUUCGAUGCUGCUGCAAAUGGGCGAUCAGAUUCGUUUGGGGACUCGAGAUCCAAUGGUCACAGUCGCAGGAACAGUGACCCUUCCCAGAAUGGUGAUGUCAGCUAUGGGUCAAACUCUGGCAGUCGCCGCACGCCCAACCGUUUGCCGCCUGCCCCACCAUCGUCCGGUUCUGGCUAUAGAUUUUAG